AUGCAAUUCAAACUCUCUACUGCCGUGCUCGCCACCCUCAUCGGCGUGGCCAUCUCGGGCCCCCUCGUGGUGCGCGACACUGCCACGAUCCUCACUGACCUAAAGACCAUCGACACCGACAUCAACACCCUCACCGCGGACUUCAACGCCUUCACCGGCGACCUGUCCCAGGCACUAGCCACCCAGGUCGUCGAGCAGCAGCUGGAGAGCGACAUCGACAAGGCCACGACCGACGCAAAGGCCACUUCGGCCUUGUCGACCGCUGACAGCACCAGCGUCACCAACGCUCUUCUGGGCCUGAAGCCUGAUAUCAUCACGUCGCUGAAUGCGAUUGUUGCCAAGAAAACCCAAGUUACCUCCGCCGGCGUGGGCAGUCUCGUCCUCUCCGACUUGCAGGCCCUGAAGAGCAAGACGGAUAGCCUCUCGGCUGCUAUCCAGGCUAUUGCCACUGCGACUGACAAGACGUCUAUUGCCUCUGGUACCGCGGACAUUGAUGCUGCGUUUUCUAGCGCCAUUGCUGUCUUCUCUUGA
Messenger RNA from Aspergillus viridinutans, 531 nucleotides. Its product is annotated as mannoprotein. Lineage: Eukaryota; Fungi; Ascomycota; Eurotiomycetes; Eurotiales; Aspergillaceae. The record is from RefSeq and is a predicted model, not a curated record. The transcript is spliced from 2 exons. Bases 1 to 531 code for a protein of 176 amino acids. Gene Ontology annotation, cellular component: extracellular region.